Molecule: messenger RNA, 6966 nt
Organism: Cladocopium goreaui
Lineage: Eukaryota; Dinophyceae; Suessiales; Symbiodiniaceae
Source: the annotation of a GenBank genome assembly
AUGCGUCGAGCAUUCCAGGUCACGUCGACGACGUGUCGUUCCCUCAGCCGUCGGCGUUGGGCGCUGGUGUUGGCGCUCGCUGGCUGUUUAGGUAGCCGUGCAGCACAUCUUCUUCAAAGGCGACCACUGACCACCGCGGCUUUCGCGCAGGCCGUGCAGAGUCGUACCAGUCAAGCCGUUACCCUCCUGGGACAACAGGAUGCCAUUUCUAUCGAUGAGGAGUUGAUGGCAACACCAGGUUUUUCAGUCGAUCAGUUGAUGGAACUCGCUGGACUCUCUGUGGCCAGUGCUCUGGUGGACGCAUAUCCCAAGUCCAAGCGCGUGCUGAUCGUGGCGGGCCCUGGGAACAACGGGGGCGAUGGAUUGGUGGCGGCUCGACACUUGCAACUGGGCCAACUGCUGGAGCAGAUUCUGAAUCUUCCAUCGCACCUGUCACCUGUCGCCAUGGGGAAUUACUUGGCGGAGCCAAAAAAGGACAAGGAGACUGCCACCGGUAGUGGUCCUGGCGUUCGCUGGGGCAGUACUGGGAUGCAAGGAUGGAGAGUGUCCAUGGAGGAUGCGCAUGUGACGCUACCUGAUCUGGGUUCCUACCUGUCGGGGAUUGGAAUGUACGCCGUCUUCGAUGGUCAUAGUGGCCGUGAGGUGGCGGCCUUCUGUGAGAAGCACAUGCCACGAGAGCUGUUGACCUUGGCGCAGCAGUCACAGGACCUCUUUGCAGCUCUGAGAACAGUGUUUCCCAGGAUCGACGACAUGCUGCGACAGCAUGAGUAUCACGAAGAGUUGCUAAGCUAUCGCAACCAAGAUUCGGAAGGUCCUGGAGCACCACAAGUUCCAGUAGAAGAUCUUCAGAAUUCCAUCAAAGAUGACAUGGCCGUUGCACGUUCCAGAGGCGCACUCACCAAAGAGGACGCAGAGGGUAUCCUCAUGAAAAUGAUGAUGCUUCAACGAGUGAAUGCCACGCAGAGCACAGAUUUGGCCAACGCUGUGGGCUGUGCUGCAGUGGUGGUCCUGGUGACACCCAAUAAGAUCAUCUGUGCCAACGCAGGUGACUCCAGGGCAGUGCUCUGUCGUAGGGGUCGUCCCAUUGCGCUGUCGAUCGAUCACAAGCCCAACUUGGAAACGGAGACCCGGAGGAUUGAAGCCGCCGGCGGCACGGUGCAAACGGUCAAACGGGGCAACUUCACCACGUACCGCGUCAACGGAAAUCUGAGCCUCUCCCGGGCAAUAGGUGAUUUGCAGUACAAGUGUCAUCGGCAACUUCCACCAGAGAAGCAAAUGGUGACUUCUGUUCCCGAGAUCGUUCAGCAUCCCAGACAUGCGGACGAUGAGUUCGUAGUGAUCGCCUGCGACGGCAUUUGGGACGUCAAGUCCUCCUCGGAGGUGUGCAACUUCCUGCGGAAACGACUUAUGCGAGAGAUGUCGCUUGAACUGGCCAUGGAGCAACUCUUGGAAGCGUGUUGCACCAGCGACCCUAAGCGGUCGAUGGGUUUGGGCGCCGACAAUAUGACCUUGAUCGUGGUGCUGUCGCCCGGAUGGAAAGGCGUCUCCUUCUUGGACCUCAUGUGCUUGCACGGUGACAUGACGUGCAAAUGUUCCGCUCCUGCGCCACUCUCCAGCCUCUUACGCUGUGAGAAGCGGUAUCACUUUGGUUACUCGCCCACUGUCGUGUACCCGAAACGAUCGGAAAAGCAGCUCUUUGUGAACCUGGUGACCCAGUGCGAGCAGCUUCGCAUUCCCGUUUUGACGGACCUACCGAAGCUCAAAGAUUUUGACGUGGCGCUGGAUGCUGUCUUUGGAUUUUCCUUCAAGGGCACGCCGCGAGAACCUUUCGCGAAAAUUUUGAAGGCUCUUCAAGACUCAUCGUUGCCCGUGAUGUCCGUGGAUAUCCCCAGUGGUUGGGAUGUGGAGAAGGGUGAUACUACUGGCAGCGGUUUACAGCCAGAUACGCUGAUUUCCCUGACAGCGCCCAAGAAAGCUGCAGCCUUCUUUCGUGGACGUCACUUCUUAGGUGGUCGAUUUGUUCCCCCGGGCAUCGUGGAGAAGUACAAUCUUCAGCUGCCAGAGUAUCCAGGAGUGUCGCAAAUCGCAGCUCAGUUGAGUUGGAAGGUUGGGCGCCAGAACGGUGAGCCAAAGCGCCGCCCCGUGCCGCCCCGCUGCAGUCUCUCCUUCGGUGGUGCAGGCUAUGGCGUGUCCCCUCAUGGAGGCGAUACUGCCACAAACUUGGGAGGUCACCUCCCCAUGGCCGCAGGUACAAGUCAAUCUCAAGCUGCUACACCAUGUGGUGUGCCUGGUUGCUCCGUGCUGCCGGUGGUAAAAACGGCCCUGGCCAACAUGGAGCAAUACAGGCCAGCCUUGUCGCCCGACCAGGCCGCUCAGGACGAACUCCAACGGGUGCAGGCUGAACUUCGAGCCUUAAAGGAAGAGAUGGUGCAGUUGAAGCAGGGCUACCAUGAGGUCAAAGAGCAGCAGGCUGGGUGUGGAACCAGCUCCCAUGAUGCCUUUGCCCAAAAUGGUCCACGGGGUCAGGAGACAUUGGGCACCACAGUGACCAGCAUCAAAGAGCGGCAGGUGUUGGAAUGGUGGAAGGAUCCAGGCGAGAUGCAACAGCAGAUCGCACAGAUCCUCACGAUGUUGCAGCAGCUCUGCAGCAAGAGCAACAGCAGCAAUUCCUGGAGAGACAGCAGCCUGGCCAAGUUUUUGUUCGUGGGCGCCUGGUCCAGCAUUUUGUGCGUGGGCGCCUUCGUCUUGACGCGCUUCGCGUUGGAAGCCUUCGUGGCACCACGCACAACUACCCCGUCGCUGCAGUCCAAGUUGCAGUUGAAGGCCCGUGGCGGUGGCGAGUACGACAUCAGCGAUGCUGACAUCCAGAACUUCUACAACAGCCUGCUGACUGGUGCUGGUGGAGAUCCUCCUAAGGGCACCGUGUUGAGCGAGCUGGUCGUGAAGUUCUUCCAUGGUGACUUCACUCCUCAGGGCUUCAAGCGAUACAGCGGACUCUGGAAGGGACCCCCUCCCGGCAACAUCGGCAAGAAGGACAUUGCCGUGGGCGUGGCCAAGCUGAAGGAGCAGAUGGCCAAUCCCAUGUUCGUGACCAAGGGCGGUGUCGGCUAUGGUGUGGACGAGACCCAGAAGGUGGAGGAUGAUGGCAAGGGCUGGGUGUGGCUGGCUGCCGAGAUGAGCCCCGGAGGCCUGGCCGUGGAGCUCUUCAAAUCGGUGCCCUACGGCAAGCGUGCCAUCCUGGUGGCCAAGCAGAGCAACGUGGACGAACUCUUUCAGAAGGACAUGGAGCUGCCGCUGCAGGACAAGGAAGUCCAGCAAGCAGGAGCUGGAGGCGCUGCACCAACGGGAACAGUUGGAGCCACAACCCAAUGGGGACAUAGCUUGAUAGACACAAGAGCCUAUGGAAGACUGAGAACCUUCUCAGGGAAAGAAGAAGACUGGGCAACAUGGUCAUUUGUGGCAAGGAGCUACUUAGACCUACUCAGCGUUGGCUUUAGAGAGCUGCUUGUGAGCGCAGAAGCAACUGGUCAAGCAACAGAAAUCAGACAGGCCGACAUGUCUGAUAUGGCCAGGACCCACUCCUGGACACUCUUCAACGUGCUGACCCAAAGCGCCGAAGGAAGAGCACUCUCAGUGAUCAUGAACUCCGAGGCAUCCAAUGGACUUCAAGCGUGGAGGAUGCUGAUAGACGCCUACGAGCCGAGAGUCGGAGGCAGAUACACAGCGAUGCUUAUGGGAAUCAUAGGACCACAAUGGGGUCAUGUGAAGGAAGCAAAUUUCCUGGAAAGCCUGGAUACAUGGGAAAUCCAGAUACGACGCUAUGAGGACCAAAGCAAACAGAAGGUGACAGACGCAGCCAAAUGCGCUGUGGUGAUGAAGAACGCCCCAAGUGGAAUCAGAACUGCUCUGAGAACAAGCAGUAGCAGAAUUGGCAGCGACUACGAGCUGUUGAAAAAGGCCAUCAAGGACUACAUGCAGACUGGAGUUGAUUUGAUGGAAAAGGACGGCAAGAACUCAAAAGGAAAUCCAGGAAAGAGCUACAACAGCUACAGCACUGGAAGCAGAAAAUUCCAGGGAAGUUGUUCCUACUGUGGCAAAUGGGGGUACAAGAAAUCAGAAUGCCGCAGCAGAGAGCGUGACAAGAAAGGAAAAGGAGGAAGCGCCAAUGCGGUGGACAAAGAAGAAGACAAGAGCACCAAUGCAGUGCAGUACGACAGCCUGGACAACAAAGAAGACUGGGAUCCAGAAGAAGUCUGGCAAUCCAGAAGGGAAACAGGCAAAUGGCCGAGGAUUCAGUAUCAAAAUCCAGAUCAUGAGUCUGGUGGAGCAUCAUCAAGCUCAAGACCCGCUGAGGUCGUAUCAGUGUCCUGGAGAGGAUUGCCCAAAGCAGAAACUUCGGGAAAGAAGUGGGUAGCAAAGAAAAGAUGGGCAGAGAUCCAGGAGGAAGAAGAAGCUGAGGCGAAGGAUGAGGUUCAGAUGAACAUGUGUGCAAGCAAGACUUUGGAGGAUACGGUGAAGAACAGAAGUGGGCGAAAGGAAAAUGAUCCUGCAAUCAUUGACCCAGGUGGAGCCUCAUACCUGACGCGCUACAGUGUAGAAGAGAGUAUCCCGCUCUACAUGCAUGGCAAUAGCUUCUACCUCAGGCUACUGGCAGUCAAGACGGUACCAAUGACAACAAAGGUGCCAAAAGCAAUUGUAGCGCCAGUGACAGGAAUUGGAGAAGCUGAAGACUGGGAACACCCUGAAGGGAAGAGUGAGGAUGAGACUGAGGAAGUCCCAGAAGCCGGAAUAACAGACAGGCAGAUCGAGAGCAAAAUGAGCUUGACACCACAAUCCAGAAUCGUGGAUAUGAGAAACGGGCUGAAGCAACUUGGCUAUGUGAUUCAUGGCAGCAAGGAAGAAGCUGACGCGCUACCUGAUCCAAACAAAGAGCCACGGGAUCAGGACGAGAAAGAGUACAGCAUGUGGAGUAUUCAAAGUUGGAAAGAAUGUGUUGGCCAGCUACUGCCGAGGUUCCUUGGUGUGAACACCAAGAUGAGAGUUCAUUUGGACUCGGGCGCCGCCAGAGGCGUGUUCCAGCGUCAAGGAGCUGGACGAAUCAGGCACUUGGAAAUCAAAAGCCUGUGGGUGCAAACUGCGUUACGCGAAAGACAGUUCACCCUGCAUGCAGUCGGCACACAUGACAAUGUAGCCGAUGUUGGAACAAAAGCCUUAGCAGUCCAGAAGCUGAAGAAGUUCAGGGAUGAGUUAGGCGUAAUCUCAGAAGAGGAAUUCCGUGGAACGGAUGAGUUGAAGACCCAUGCCAAGCAAGGCGUUGUUGGCGGAGUACAGCUACAGAACGUGCUGAAAGUUCUGAUUGCGCUGGGAAUGAUGCAGCCAACCAAGGCUGAUGGAGAAAUGCAGUUGUGGAGCCCUGAAGACAAAAGGUCAGGGUGGAUCUUCGACGUUGUGUUCGCAAUCAACGUGAUGCAGAUCAUCGCAAUGAUGUUGUGGCUGACGUGGAAAGGCAUCAGUGUAGCAAGGAAAUGGAUCAAAAGCCAGAGUCGUGAAGCUGAGGAUGACAGAUCCCAGUGGACCAGGGUGCAAGGCCGAAGGCCAGAGAAUCAAGACCUCCGGAGAAGUGGGGCAAGGAUGUCAGCUGCGAGUUCCAGCAGUGAGACGACAACAACAGCAAGACCUCAAGGAGACGACAGAACUCCCAGUCAAAGGAGUGAGAAAAGCCAAUACGCGUAUGAGAAAAGAGCAGGGAAAGAAAUCUGCUACGACAAAUGCUACCCGCUCGAAGGGAGCAAUCCACCAAAGUUCUACAAAUCCGGAGCUGGAGAGUGUGUGCACAUGAGCUCCCAGUGUUACGGAUUGAGGAACAGAAAAUCCCCAGUGCAACUGCUGAGGGUGUGCGCUUACUGCCAUGAUGAGCAGGUGCAUAGCGCGAUGAGCAGCACGAUGAGAGAAGGUCGAGAAGCUCACAUGAGAGCCGGGCGUAGCACAGAUCUGGCAGAUCAAGCAGCGCUGAGUGGACUCACGGUGAGACGUGGAGUCGUUGAGAAGUCUCAAGUUGGCAUCAAGAAGUUUGGUAUGGAUCAAGAAUGUCUCUGGCGGGCUGCAGGCAGAAAUCGUGGAGAGAUGCGAAUGGCUUAUGAUAUUCUAAGGAAAGGCAGCCCGAAGGCUGACUUGGCAGGUUGGGAGUUGGACUUGGAGAACUUCACCCGCCAUGCACAGCGCUUCGCUGAACUGGACACCAAUCAGGAUGGCUAUCUGGAAGGUGCAGAGGCCAAGAGCCAUUUCGGACUCUCCAGGUUGUCACCUGUCCGCUUAGCCGAAAUUUGGGCUUUGGCGGAUGAAGGCCGCGAUGGAAGGCUGUCGUUACCCGAGUUUGUUUGCGCAGCUGAGCUAAUGGAGCGCGCCAGCAAAGGCUACGAGAUGCCUGCGAAGCUGCCGCCGCCCUUGUGGGACAGCGCUCUGAGGCAUGCCGCAGAUUUCAGCCUUCCAAAGAAAGAGUCGUGGACCAUCUCUCCUGAGGAAUGGCAAAGUUGUCGCAGCAUCUUCGAGGCCAAGUGUAACGACGCCAACUUCCUGGAACCCAACGAGGCCAGAGAGAUCUUGGACAGGUCAGAGUUACCUCACGCAGAGCUGUCGCAGAUUUGGAACCUCUCCGACUUGGACGGUGAUGGCCAACUUCGCUUCGGCGAGUUCCUCUGCGCCAUGCACCUGGCGGAAAGGCGCCGAAAAGGGGGCGAACUUCCCAGCCGUUUGCCCGAUGCGUUGCUCCAAGUGGCCACAGAAGACUUGCCCAACAAGCUUGAAAUGCCAGUCCCGCCACCUGACUUCGAGCCACCGGUGACUGAGAGCUUCAACCCCGCGGCUGCAGAGAGCUCCUGGGAUCCCACCGUGAGUGAAUUGGAGCAGUACAAAAACAUCUUCGAAGGCCUGGACCUCUCUGAUGGCUUGGCAGCGGCGGAAGCGAAG